Molecule: messenger RNA, 932 nt
Organism: Mollisia scopiformis
Lineage: Eukaryota; Fungi; Ascomycota; Leotiomycetes; Helotiales; Mollisiaceae
Exons: 1
Coding region: 349-747 (132 amino acids)
Source: RefSeq, a predicted model, not a curated record
GGGAGAAAUUGUGGUUUGCGGGCCUCUGCAAGUGGUGGGGCUCGAUGUCCAUGUGAUUUGCUCAGCAAUCCGAUACUGACCGAACAGACCCUGUGCAGUUAGGCUGCAAUGCCUUUUAGGAAUGUCUUCGGGCUGAAAGUGCAGCCUUUGCACCAAGAUUCGGUCGCAAAAAGUUCCAGAAAUUUAACUAUUUGAGAUUCAUACAUAUCUUUGCGUCAAAUUAAAUCCUCCAAGUACCCUCAAACAAGCUAACGGUGUCCAUCCUAAACGCCUUCUACGAUGUCGCCAUGUUUUUAGCUGGAAGAAUCGGGAAUGAUAUGGAGCGCCCGGACCGUUGCCUAGACAAUAAUGAGUGGUGGCCCAGCCAAAUUGAUGACAGCCACCCAAUCCAUACUUUCAAUUCGACAACAAGCUCACAUUCACGAAAUGUCGUCACGACAGGACUCGGAUUUUGCGCGUCUGGAGCAGUUGCUUCAGGAAGAGCGGCGAAAUCGACGAGAAGCAGACGAGCAGGCAGAACAGGCCGACGAGAGGGCAAAACUGGAACGAAGAAAUCGACAAGAAGCCGAGUCUCGCGCUCAGAUCGAGGGAAAGAAGACAAAACCCACAACAUUCGAAGAAUACAUACGUGCCUGCCAUACACUUCUCUCGAAAUCACUUCGUAUCCAGACAGACAAGAGCCUUAGUACACAGGGUUCCAUUACCAGCCCCAAGAACAAGCCCUGCCCGACCCUGUUGAAGCCUUAGAGACGCAGCACUUUUUAGCUCCACCCAGUAUCUCACUGAGCUUGGGCAGGACCUCUGCGACAGACCAUUGUCAAGCGAGAGGGAUUUGGAGGCAUAUCAGCGCCUAGCCGUUGAGCGACCGACAAUACACAUUAUCUCCCACCUUCAACGAAUAGAAGAGGCUCACAGUACGUUUAAUCUGGGCG